Molecule: messenger RNA, 405 nt
Organism: Vombatus ursinus (common wombat)
Lineage: Eukaryota; Metazoa; Chordata; Mammalia; Diprotodontia; Vombatidae
Product: BRCA2-interacting transcriptional repressor EMSY-like
Exons: 2
Biological process (GO): regulation of DNA-templated transcription
Cellular component (GO): nucleoplasm
Source: RefSeq, a predicted model, not a curated record
GUGUAUCCACAUCAGCAAUUAAGGUGGCAUCAACCAGACUUCCUUCCCCUAAAAGCUUGGUGGCCACGCCCACCCAGAUUCUAGCACAAUUCCCUAAACAACAUCAACAGUCCCCAAAACAGCAACUGCAUCAAGUGCAGCAACAGCCCCAGCAGCAACUGGCCCAGCCCACAGCAGUGUCUCAUCAGCAACAGCCCCAGCAAUCUCAGUUACCACCUGGCAUCAAGCCCACCAUCCAGAUCAAACAGGAAUCAGGUGUUAAAAUCAUCACUCAGCAGGUUCAACCAAGUAAAAUCCUCCCUAAACCAGUCACAGCAACACUGCCCACCAGCAGCAAUUCACCCAUUAUGGUGGUGAGCAGCAAUGGGGCGAUCAUGACAACUAAACUGGUUACCACUCCUACUG